Messenger RNA from Maudiozyma saulgeensis, 1668 nucleotides. Lineage: Eukaryota; Fungi; Ascomycota; Saccharomycetes; Saccharomycetales; Saccharomycetaceae. The record is from the annotation of a GenBank genome assembly.
AUGGUAAAAAUUUCUUUAGAAAACGUUCAAAUUUUUGCAGAUGUUGAUUCAAAACCACAAUUUGCUCCUUCAACAACAACAGUUGCAGAUAUCUUAACCAAAGAUGCUUUAAAAUUUGUUAUUUUAUUACAUAGAACGUUCAACGAAACACGUAAACAAUUAUUAAAAAAUCGUAAAUUGCAACAGGAUCAAUUGGAUUCAGGUAAAAUUAAUUUAAGUUUUUUAAAUGAAACAAAAGAAAUUAGAGAUGAUCCAAUUUGGCAAGGUCCAAUUUUGGCUCCAGGUUUAAUUAAUAGAUCAACAGAAAUUACAGGCCCACCUUUAAGAAAUAUGUUAAUUAAUGCUUUGAAUUCUCCAGUUAAUACGUAUAUGACCGAUUUUGAAGAUUCUUUGGCACCAACUUGGUUAAAUAUAGUUUAUGGUCAAGUUAAUUUAUUUGAUGCUAUUCGUGAUCAAAUUAACUUUACCACUCCAAGAAAGGAUUAUAAAUUAAAUAAAAGUUUCGCAAAUUCUCCAACUAUUAUUGUUAGACCAAGAGGUUGGCAUAUGGAAGAAAAACAUGUGUAUGUUGAUGGUGAACCUAUUAGUGCUUCAAUUUUUGAUUUUGGUCUUUAUUUUUAUCAUAAUGCAAAUAAGUUAAUAUCUUUAGGGAAAGGUCCUUAUUUUUAUUUACCUAAAAUGGAACAUCAUCUUGAAGCUAAAUUAUGGAAUGAUAUCUUUAAUGUAGCUCAAGAUUAUUUAUCAAUUCCAAGAGGUACCAUUAGAGCUACUGUCUUAAUCGAAACUUUGCCUGCCGCCUUCCAAAUGGAAGAAAUUAUUUAUCAAUUAAGACAACAUUCAAGUGGAUUAAAUUGUGGUCGUUGGGAUUAUAUCUUCUCAACUAUUAAAAAAUUAAGAAAUGAUCCAUCUCAUAUCUUACCAAAUAGAGAUCUUGUCACAAUGACAUCUCCGUUCAUGGCUGCUUAUGUUAAAAGGUUAAUUAACACCUGUCAUCGUAGAGGUGUUCAUGCAAUGGGUGGAAUGGCUGCUCAUAUUCCAAUUAAGGAUGAUGAAUCUGCUAAUAAUAUUGCUAUGGAUAAAGUCCGUAAGGAUAAGAUAAGAGAAUUGACAAAUGGUCACGAUGGUUCUUGGGUGGCUCAUCCAGCUUUAGCUCCAAUUUGUAAUGAAGUUUUCAGUAACAUGGGUACCCCAAACCAAAUUUAUUUUGUUCCUGAUGUGAAUGUUACAGAAAUUGAUUUAUUAAACACUAACUGUGAAGGAGCUAAAAUUACUACUGAUGGUAUUAAAGUUAAUUUGGAUAUUGGUUUGCAAUACAUGGAAGCUUGGUUAAGGGGAUCUGGUUGUGUUCCAAUUAAUAACUUAAUGGAAGAUGCCGCUACAGCCGAAGUUUCUCGUUGUCAAUUAUACCAAUGGGUUCACCAUAAUAUUGUUCUACAGGAUACAAAUGAACCAAUCACUCCAGAGAUUACUGCCAAGAUUCUACAAGAACAAGUGGACAUUCUUGCAGCUAAGAGCCCAGUUGGUGAUAAGAACCAAUUUGCUUUGGCCGCUAAGUACUUCUUACCAGAAAUUACAGGUGAAAAAUUCAGUGACUUCCUAACAACAUUAUUGUACGAUGAAAUUGUCACCAAGAAGGAAAAACCAAUUGACAUUGCUACUUUAAAAUAA